Hydractinia symbiolongicarpus is the source of this 696-nucleotide messenger RNA. RefSeq lists its product as uncharacterized. The transcript has 2 exons. Bases 1 to 696 code for a protein of 231 amino acids. The record is from RefSeq and is a predicted model, not a curated record. NCBI's taxonomy places the organism in Eukaryota, Metazoa, Cnidaria, Hydrozoa, Anthoathecata, Hydractiniidae.
AUGAAGAAAAAAGAACAAAUCAGCAAAGCCAAAAUGUUAACAGAUGAUCCGACGCCAUACCUUGCUCGAAAAUUUCGUUCUGCUCUCUCAAAACUUAAAAAACAAAACAAGUUCACCAAAAGAGAGUACGAAUAUCUCUACCCGAGCGACCCAAUUCCGCCAAGGAUGUAUGGUACAAUAAAGGCUCACAAGCCAGAAAAUAACUACCCAAUGAGAGUUGUAGUAUCAACGAUCGGUACGCCAAGCUAUAGGACGUCAGAACAUCUUGUCAAGAUCAUACAACCAACUCUAAAUAAAAACAAAACAAGGUUGAAGAAUUCGAAAACUUUUGUCGAAACAUCAAAAAGUUGGACGAUCACGCCAGACAAAGUACAAGUUUCGUAUGAUUUAUCCAUCAGUACCGGUGAAAGAAGCAAUAGAUUGUUACUUAUAUGGGAAGAUAAAAUCUACCUUCUUCAAAACUCGGGUCCAAUUGGCCUAGCUCUUAUGGUUGUUGUUGCAGAGGCGUUUCUUCAAUAUCACGAAAGAAAUGCAAUUAGUGUUGCCCUCCAACGUAAUCCACCUGUUGCACCGAAAUCGUUUAAAAGAUAUGUUGACGACAGCCAUGCCAGGUUUAAAAAUCUUGAAGAAGCCAAAUCGUUUCAAAACAUUAUGAACGAACAAAAUGACAACAUAAAAUACACAAUGGAAAUUUAA